AUGACCACCAAGACGGCUUUGGGCGGCUACAAGGCCCACGACCAGCUUCUCUUCGUCAACUUCAACCAGGACAAGACAUGUGUCUCUGUCGGGACUCGCAAAGGUUACAACAUCACCAAUUGCGAUCCCUUCGGUCGAGUCUACGCACGCAAUGACGGACCGGUCUCUAUCGUGGAGAUGCUGUUCUGCACCAGUCUGGUGGCACUGGUCGGCUCUGCAGCCACCGGUGGAGGUGCCCAAGGUGCGAUGUCGGGAUCCGGCAGCGCACGCAAGCUCAGCAUUGUUAACACCAAGAGGCAAUCGACCAUCUGCGAGCUGACCUUUCCGACGUCUAUCCUGUCCGUCAAGCUCAAUAGGCGGCGGCUCGUUGUCGUGCUCGAGGAACAGAUUUAUCUCUAUGACAUCUCCAAUAUGAAGCCUCUUCAGACCAUUGAGACCAGUCCUAAUCCCGCAGGCAUCUGUGCACUAUCAUCUGCGCCAGACAAUAGCUAUCUGGCCUACCCCAGCCCAUCGUCCUCGACUGGUGCAGCUUUUCCGAAUAGUCCCAAUGCUGCACCGGUCACAACCAGCGCGCAUACCGCUGGCGACGUGCUCUUGCUCGAUGCGCUAAGCUUGAGCGUCACAAAUAUAAUCCAGGCUCACAAGGCGCCGUUGGCUGUUUUGACUUUCAAUGCGCAGGGCACCUUGCUUGCCACCUCCUCAGACAAGGGAACAGUCAUUCGCGUCUUCUCGACCCCCAACGGUGACAAGGUGGCACAAUUCAGGCGUGGUUCAUAUCCUGCCCGGAUCUUCUCAAUUUCUUUCGAUGCGACGAGCUCGCUCGUGUGCGUCAGUAGCGACACUGAGACUGUGCACAUCUUCAAGCUUUUGCGAGCGCGCCAACGGACCGGUAUUGCAAAUACAAUCAGUCAACAAGAUCCCAGCCAAUCGCUGUCUGGCUUCAGAGCCAUACGCGAUGGCUCAGACUCCCUGAUAAGCGAAUCAAGUCAGGUCGCCCCACAGCAUGAGCCGGACCGCCGCGAUCGAUCGUCCAGCGUUGCGGGUUCGAUCAGAAAGCGCUCGAUCAACUUGGGCCGAAUGGCAGCAGGUAGUCUAGGCGGGUAUUUGCCGGGCGCGGUCACGGAAAUGUGGGAGCCUCAGAGAGACUUUGCAUAUCUGAAGCUGCCUCUGGCGGGUGUUAAGAGCGUCGUCGCUCUCAGCAGUACAUUACCUCUGGUCAACGUCGUGACCAGCGAAGGCGUCUUCUACACAUACAGCAUCGAUCUCGAGAGCGGCGGCGAGUGCAUCCUAAGCAAGUCGUAUAGUCUGAUGGAAGGCGUCAACGAGGCGAGCGCCCAGGCAGCAGCCGUGGUAUGA
Messenger RNA from Mixia osmundae IAM 14324, 1356 nucleotides. RefSeq lists its product as uncharacterized. Lineage: Eukaryota; Fungi; Basidiomycota; Mixiomycetes; Mixiales; Mixiaceae. Gene Ontology annotation, biological process: autophagy of mitochondrion; protein localization to phagophore assembly site; nucleophagy. Gene Ontology annotation, molecular function: phosphatidylinositol-3-phosphate binding; phosphatidylinositol-3,5-bisphosphate binding; protein binding. The transcript has 9 exons. Bases 1 to 1356 code for a protein of 451 amino acids. Gene Ontology annotation, cellular component: fungal-type vacuole membrane; cytosol; extrinsic component of membrane. The record is from RefSeq and is a predicted model, not a curated record.